Molecule: messenger RNA, 1661 nt
Organism: Opisthocomus hoazin
Lineage: Eukaryota; Metazoa; Chordata; Aves; Opisthocomiformes; Opisthocomidae
Source: RefSeq, a predicted model, not a curated record
GGAGGCACCAACAAAUGGAACACAAAUUAACUUAAGCCUAUGUGAGGCUGGUGACACCUGAAAGAGGGCACAAGAGGUUGUAAACGUAAAGAGUGAAUAUGGGUGAGAAGAAGCCAGAACCUUUGGACUUUGUAAAAGAUUUUCAGGAAUAUCUUACACAGCAGACUCACCAUGUAAAUAUGAUUUCUGGAUCGGUUAGUGGCGACAAGGAAGCAGAGACUCUUCAGGGAGCUGGGACAGAAAGUGAUCAGAAUGGUCUGGAUCAUCCUUCUGUUGAAGUUUCCCUGGAUGAAAACUCAGGAAUGUUAGUGGAUGGGUUUGAAAGGACUUUUGACGGAAAAUUAAAGUGUCGAUACUGCAACUAUGCCAGCAAAGGAACAGCACGGCUCAUAGAGCAUAUCAGAAUUCAUACAGGUGAGAAGCCACAUAGAUGCCAUUUGUGUCCCUUUGCUUCAGCUUACGAACGUCAUCUGGAAGCUCACAUGCGAUCGCAUACUGGUGAAAAACCGUACAAAUGUGAAUUGUGUUCCUUUCGCUGCAGUGACAGGAGCAACUUAUCUCACCAUCGCAGGCGCAAACACAAAAUGGUGCCUAUCAAGGGUACAAGAUCUUCCCUAAGCAGCAAGAAAAUGUGGGGGGUUUUGCAGAAGAAGACCAGCAAUUUGGGGUACAGCAGAAGAGCAUUAAUUAAUUUGAGUCCACCUUCCAUGGUGGUUCAGAAACCAGACUACCUUAACGAUUUCACUCAUGAAAUCCCAAAUAUCCAGACUGAAGCGUACGAGAGCAUGACAAAGACAACCCAGAGCAGUGGGUUGCCGAGGGAUCCACAAGACCUUAUGGUAGAUAAUCCUUUAAACCAGCUCUCUACGUUAGCUGGACAGUUAUCUAGCUUGCCACCUGAAAACCAAAAUCCAGCCUCUCCUGAUGUUGUUUCCUGUCAAGAUGAAAAGCCUUUCAUGAUGCAGCAGCCUGCUGCACCUGCAGUAGUUUCCGCUGUGUCAGCGAAUAUUCCUCAGAGUUCAUCUCCGACCAGCCCGGAUCCUCGGCCUGCACACAAUCAAAGGAACUACAGCCCCGUGGCAGGUCCCAGCAGUGAUCGCAGUGCCCACACCAGUACUCCCAGCAUAAGUAACAGUCAGCCAAGUACUCCAGCUCCGACCCUUCCGGUUCAGGACCCUCAGCUUCUGCAUCACUGCCAACACUGUGACAUGUACUUUGCGGACAAUAUCCUUUAUACUAUUCACAUGGGAUGUCAUGGAUUUGAAAAUCCUUUUCAGUGCAACAUAUGUGGGUGUAAGUGUAAAAAUAAGUAUGACUUUGCUUGCCAUUUUGCAAGAGGCCAACAUAGUCAACAUUGACUGAGAACACGCUUUCAUUUAGUUUUUUAACAUAUUACAGUAUAUUUUUCGUACUUGCUGAAGGAAAGCUUGCACAUUCCCGUAAGGAAUCUUCACAUUAAUCAGUUCGACAAAGGAGGAAAAUUUAUUUCUAUGUUGUUGUAAAACUUGCCAGGGAAAUUUUGUAUAAGAUGUGGUUGUUAUUUUAUAUGUAGCCUUUCGAAAAAAGCUGAGAGUGCGCUAUAGGAAUUGGAAUGCAUUUACAUGCUUUGGUUGCUAAUUUUAAGUUGCUUGCACUUAAUCCCAAUGAACAUUCUACAAAUG